ACUCUGUCUUUCUCUGUGUCUCUGCCACUAUCAUUCACGUUGACGUGCCGUAUCUUUUCUCACGGACCACUUAUGCAAUUAUGAGCAGAAUGUGCGCAGGUGCCAACAAGGGUCGAAGGUAUUCACUGUAGCUACCUUCCUUGGAUUUCAUUUUCUUUUGUUCCUUAGCGCGUUCUGCUUUUGCAUUCGAUGCUGUUAUUUCUGUACUCAACCUGUCUCUUUCACUCUGUUGCUCUUGAUGCUCCCAUAUUCCUAAAACGAACGAUAGAACAUCAUAGAAGAUAUUCGCAGUGACCCUAGACAGAUGGAGUCGAGCGCCGUCCGUGGCAGAGUCUCGGAGAUCCAAGGCAACAUUUUCGAUGCACCAGACGGAACAGGACUGAUCCAUGCAUGCAACUGUCGUGGUUCCUGGGGCAAGGGAAUAGCAAAAGCUUUCCGAGAAAGAUACCCUGCCGCAUACGAGAUCUACCGCUCCCAUUGUCGAAGAUGUUCAUCUGCUCCCAGAUACAAUACUGUUCUGAUUGAUGGAGGGGCGCGAAAGAUUCGAGUGCCAGAAGGCACGGCUCUCAUCAUUCCACCUCAGAAGAAAGACUAUGAAGCUGGGAUUAGCAAGCGACACUGGAUCAUUUGCCUUUUUACGUCUCGCGGCUUCGGGAGGAUGGUCAGCCCUGAGGACACAAUCUUGGAGAAUACCGGACUUGCUGUCGCAGAUAUGCAGAGACAACUUGAUCAGCUUGAGGGUCUUUCAGAGCUUUGGUCCUGUCAGUUCAACUCUGGGUUAUUUGGCGUUGAGUGGGCUCGUUCGAAAGAAAUUCUGAAGAGCUCAGGACUCAAGGUUACUGUUGUGAAACCGAAGGAGGAGUGA
This is a messenger RNA of Aspergillus sclerotioniger CBS 115572, 865 nucleotides long. RefSeq names its product phosphatase. The transcript is spliced from 3 exons. Bases 305 to 865 code for a protein of 186 amino acids. The record is from RefSeq and is a predicted model, not a curated record. Lineage: Eukaryota; Fungi; Ascomycota; Eurotiomycetes; Eurotiales; Aspergillaceae. Gene Ontology annotation, biological process: peptidyl-glutamate ADP-deribosylation.